AUGCUCAUAUCUGGCAGAGCCGAAGUGAUAAAGAUCGAGCAUCCAACCCGAGGCGACGACACGCGUGCAUGGGGCCCGCCGUAUGCUUCGUACAACGAAAGCAGUGGCAAAGAUGGUCCUGGGGAGAGUGCAUACUUCUUAGCCGUCAACCGCAACAAGAAGUCGUUAGGCCUGUCAUUUCAACAUUCGUCUGGAGUGGAUAUUCUCCACAAACUGGCCAAAGACUGCGAUGUCCUCGUUGAGAACUACCUCCCAGGAGCACUCAAGAAGUAUGGCAUCGACUACGAAACUCUCGCCAAGGUCAACCCGAAGCUCAUCUAUGCCAGCAUCACGGGCUAUGGCCAGUAUGGACCCAACAGCAAGCGUGCCGGUUACGAUGUCAUGGUAGAAGCCGAGAUGGGCUUGAUGCACAUCACUGGCCAUCGCGACGGACCUCCGGCAAAGGUAGGCGUGGCAAUCACCGAUUUGACUACAGGCCUCUACACCAGCAACUCAGUCAUGGCAGCACUGCUCAGCCGAGCAAAGUCCGGCAGAGGCCAGCAUAUUGAUGUCGCACUUUCGGACUGUCAGGUUGCCAGUCUCGCGAACAUCGCCAGCUCGUGCCUCAUCAGCGGUAAGCCGGAUACUGGCCGAUGGGGCACAGCACACCCGUCAAUCGUACCGUACAAAGGCUUCAAGACCAAGGAUGGCGACGUCAUGCUCGGAGGUGGUAACGACAGGCUCUACGGUGUCCUGUGUGAGCGUCUUGGGAAGCCUGAGUGGAUCAAGGACAGCAGAUUCGUGACCAACGCAGACCGGGUCAAGCACCGCGACGAGCUGGAGGACCUCAUUGAAACAGUGACUCGCACCAAGACCACACAGGAAUGGCUGGACAUCCUGGAAGGUAGCGGCAUGCCCUACUCGGCAAUCAACGACGUCCAAAAGACACUUGAUCACGAGCAUGUCAACGCUCGCAAUAUGAUCACGGAGGUCGACCAUCCUUCUUGCGGGCCGAUGAAGCUCAUCAGUCCGCCCGUCAAGUUCUCAGAGGCCAAACCUAGCAUACGCAGUCCACCACCAACACUGGGCCAGAACACGAACGAGAUCCUGGCCGGAUUGGGAAUGGAAAGUGCUGAGAUAGACAGUCUUCGGAGUGACGGCGUGGUGGCAUAG
This is a messenger RNA of Saxophila tyrrhenica, 1152 nucleotides long. RefSeq lists its product as uncharacterized. Gene Ontology annotation, molecular function: catalytic activity. The coding region runs from base 1 to 1152 and encodes 383 amino acids. Lineage: Eukaryota; Fungi; Ascomycota; Dothideomycetes; Mycosphaerellales; Extremaceae. The transcript is spliced from 3 exons. The record is from RefSeq and is a predicted model, not a curated record.